CUGACCCAAAACAAGUGUUCCAUCCAGACGUGACUGGACAGACAGGGUUACCAUGAGGCUAUGGUGCAUAUUCUGCUUGAUACUGCUGCUGCCCAGCACAAUGGUCACUCUGCCACACCAGGGCAGACUGAGUGACAGCCUGCUAGGCCGGUGUCAGGAGGACCCCACGCCAGACCACCCAGGAACAGGGCCAGGAGACAACCGUUCAGUGGAGGUUGGAAAAGGUUUGGGAGAGAAUGCCUUAACAGUGAAGGAGACCAUAAACUCCCAUCCCAGCGCUUCUCACCUACCUGGGGACACUCCAUGUUUCGGAAGGAUACCGUCUCAUGGAGAGGUUAUUGAGGAUAUGUUUUCAGCACUUCGUGAAGGUUGGGGCCAGGAAAGCGACCUGAGAAAGGAGGAUUUGACUCGAUUUGGCGUUUGCUCACACUCUGAUGGUGCUCCAGUACCUGCCUUAUCCACACUAGCGGAAGAAGCCAAAAAAGAGAAACAUGGGCUACAUGUUUGGCACCCAACCAAAGAGCUCAUGGAGGGUGAAGUGGAGGGAGGGGGUCUUGUGUUGACCUUCCACCUCCCCCGGCCUCCCCUCUCCAAUAUCAAGCCCAUACUGCUCCUUGCCUUUAGAAACCCCAGAACAGGAGCGCUCGGUGCCAUCACUUUCACCAGUCACUCUCUGCAACCUUACAAACAGACGGUAUGUAUUUCAGAAGGAACACAGUUCCUCAUCCUAACGGGAAAGCAACCCGAGGGCAAAAGUCAACUGCAAUGGAGAUUCAAUGUUGACACAAAAACACCAGAGACAGGACAAAAGCUGUCUGAACUACGAGGUAUCCUGAUUGGUGACGGAACAAGAAGUGAUGUCAGUGUCAUUCCCCUGGUGCUUUUCUCUACAAAUAGAGGAACUGAUGAAAGAGUGACAGAAAAGCUGAGUCCCUCCCCUGCUCCCUCUGGGACCUACACGUUUCUGUGUGAGCUGCAGAAGUUCCUCAGUGACGUCAUGCCACCACAGACGCAGUCACAACCAUGGGCUGCUUCGGUACCUCUGUACUCUCUGGACUCUCUUCCCCCCCUGUCCCUUGGGGUGUCGUCCAGUGAGACCCUCCUUGCCAGGCUGCUCAACUCCUCAGCUCCCACCCUGUUCUCUUUCCCCACACAGGGCUCUGUGCUCCAGGGGCAUCGCGGGGAGCUGUCCCUGCAGCCUGCCCUACUGGAGGUGCUCAGGCAGAGGCUGGAGGAGGUUCUGGUCCAGAUGAGGGUGGAGGAGGUGGGAAAAGCAGGAAUGGACAGACUGAGGAGACUCCAGGAACUCAGUGUCCUUCCUAAAGAGGGCGAGGAAGCACCAGCAGGUGUUGGGAGCCCCAGUGAAACGCAGUACCGAGCCCUGCUUCUGCUGAAGGCCCUGCAGACAGUAGUGGGAGCCUGGGAUGUGGAGAGGGGGCAGCGGGCCACCAGAGCAGGCCAGAAGGGCCCAGGGAACCGGCACCUUUGUCGACUGCACAGUCUCACCGUGUCCCUAGAGAAAUACCUGCUGUCUCCUCCUGAGGCCACCAUCUACAACUGCCAGGGAGUCUGCAGCUUUCCCCUGACCAACGGGAAUAACCAUGCUAUCCUGCUUAACAGCCAGAUCCAGAGUGGCCUGGCCCUGGAGCGCUCGCCCUGCUGUGUGCCUGUGGACUAUGAGGACCUCAAGGUGGUGGAGUUGGAUGAGCAUGGAACCAAUAUCUGCUACAAACCAAACAUGGUGGCCAAGGAGUGUGGAUGCCGCUGACUCCUCCAUGUGGUGCAAUGAUUGGUAUUAAAGGGCCAGGGCACCUGGGUUGUUGCACCAUUACUCAAUAAAAGUCAAGUAGAAUUGCAUGUUUUAAAUCAUUGAGUGCAUUUAUUUUGUUUAUUGUAAAUACAUUAUCACAUCUAGUUGUCUACAAUAUUAGCUGAUUUAAUACACAUUUUGUCACUUAGUUAUGUAAAUAGAAAACUCAUUGGCUCAGUGCACAUAUUGGAUCUUUCAAGUACAAUUUGUGCAUUAUCAAUUUGCACCACAUGAUCGUAUUGAAGGCUGAAAGAAUAUAUUGAUCAUCAAAUACGAGAUAGGAACCAGCUCAUCUUAUUGAUUUCUGUAUACCCUUUAAAUAUGAAGAACAUUUAUGCAUGAUCAGAUAAGACUGUAUGGUGCAUUUAAGAUCAUUGUGAUGUACUGUAAAUCUUUUUUUUUUUUUUUUUACAGUAGUAACAUUUUAACUACAAUAUAUCCUUAUAUUUCAACAUAAUAAACACACUUUGAUUAGUC
Oncorhynchus gorbuscha (pink salmon) is the source of this 2287-nucleotide messenger RNA. RefSeq names its product anti-Mullerian hormone (gene amh). The record is from RefSeq and is a predicted model, not a curated record. Gene Ontology annotation, biological process: gonad development. Gene Ontology annotation, molecular function: growth factor activity. Bases 53 to 1768 code for a protein of 571 amino acids. The transcript has 7 exons. Lineage: Eukaryota; Metazoa; Chordata; Actinopteri; Salmoniformes; Salmonidae.